AUGAAAACUGAGCACUUUGGUCCACUCGACACCGACUUCUUGACGCCUCUCGUGACUAGCAACGCGACUAAUCGCUCUACAAGCACCAGCCCGCAACCUCGAUACCACCUUACAGAGUCAAGCGCGCGUCGUCACUCAGUCGACUCUAUGUCGCUCUACUCAUGGGAGCAACCCGCGCCGAAACCACGCUACUACGCUCAGGCGCUGUCUGUAGAGGACCUGAAAGCGCUCGCACGAGGCGAGAAGAACCACAACCUCCAAGAGUGGUCGGACGAGCGCCUUUUCACUCACCAUGGGGAUCGCAGGGGCUUGAUACCUCAGGCCAUGCCCUUGGAAGAGAAGAUGAUCGCGCUCGCGAACAUUGACCACGAGAUGCAGCAAAGCCAGCGCGCUGUUCCCAAGACGAAGGAGAAGGAUGAAGAACACAGUCGCACACAAUUUUGGCAGUCUUCCCAGUCGACCUAUGACCUGCGCUCUCCUAUGCUGCCACCUCCGCUGCCUCGGUCAACACUAGAUACACAACCUGAGGAGUACGAAGAGCCGCGCAACCGUCGCUACUCACACGCUCGUGCAGCUAGCAGCGGAGACUACUUCUACCAGCCCUCCAGCCCCCGCACAAGCGCAUACAACACCCGUCGUAUAUCGCCUCUAGCAAGCCCAUCAGGCCCGUCAUCGUCUAGCUCUUCGAACCAUGUACGCAGCCCUCUGAACCAAGAAGUUCUCUUCCGCGCUAACCCAGCGACAACGUUCGACUCUUUCCUCGUGCCACACAAGUCUGGUACAGGUGAGGUCCUUGCGGAGUCCAAGAACGCGAUGAAGGAUAAGACACCGACGGCGAGCCUGAGCCCAAGUCCGAAGGCGUUGGCGAAGGUUAGACGGUUGACGAAGAUGCCGUCGAUGCCGCUGCUGCGGAAGCGUAGUAGUGGUUCGUGA
Molecule: messenger RNA, 933 nt
Organism: Alternaria ethzedia
Lineage: Eukaryota; Fungi; Ascomycota; Dothideomycetes; Pleosporales; Pleosporaceae
Exons: 3
Coding region: 1-933 (310 amino acids)
Source: RefSeq, a predicted model, not a curated record